Peronospora matthiolae is the source of this 360-nucleotide messenger RNA. The record is from the annotation of a GenBank genome assembly. NCBI's taxonomy places the organism in Eukaryota, Oomycota, Peronosporomycetes, Peronosporales, Peronosporaceae.
AUGCUGCGUCGUACUUCCCAAGCGCUUAUGACAUCGAUGGCUCGCGCGUGUGGUCCGCGCGGUACAGCGUCUAUUGCUGGUGCUAUCCGCGUGCAAAACGCGAGUAUUUCAACGAUCUACGACCUCCAGACGCCGUACGAGGACCGGAACCGUCACCGCAGUGAUGCGGAGUUGCGGAUCGCCAAGAUACCGAUCGUCGAGGUGGCUGGUACAUUGGCAGUGUGUGACGGUGGAGGCGGCGCUCUGGGCCACCCGGUCGAGUACAUUCAGCUGGACACGCGCAAGCAGAACAGUCCACAGACGUGCAAGUACUGCGGCGUGCAGUACAGAAUGAAAGAGGGUUACCAUGGUGGUCACUAA